Messenger RNA from Ooceraea biroi (clonal raider ant), 1290 nucleotides. RefSeq names its product partitioning defective 6 homolog gamma. Gene Ontology annotation, molecular function: protein binding. Gene Ontology annotation, biological process: centrosome cycle. NCBI's taxonomy places the organism in Eukaryota, Metazoa, Arthropoda, Insecta, Hymenoptera, Formicidae. The record is from RefSeq and is a predicted model, not a curated record.
GAAUUUUAUUACAUUGUUUCUUCUUAUUCUGCUAAUUUCUCUCAUUUUGAUAUUGUCUAACAAAAUUAGAAAAAAUUUAUGCAAGUCUUAUGAUACGUUGAUUCUAAUCAAUUCUAAUAUACAGGUAUUGAAAGCUCUAUAGCUGUCAGAUAAGAAUGGCUUUGGUUAUGUCCAAGAAACAGGACAAAAUGGACAAUAAUAUUGUCGCCGUGAAAAGUAAAUUUGAUGCCGAUAUCAUCCGAUUUUCCAUGAAUCGAAAUGAGCCUAUGAGAUACGAAGAGUUUGGGAUGCUUCUAGCACAGCGCCACGCUAUAGGAAAAGAUUUUAAUUUUUCAAUAUGCCACGCGGAUACUGACGGAGAUUUGCUUCCCAUAAAUAAUGAUAAUAAUCUGGCUAGAGCUUUGCUAGCUGCCAGAUGUUUGUUAAGAAUAUUUAUUCAAAGAAAAGGUGAUGGAACGUGGGAUAAUGUACAUGGGACAAUAAAAACAAAAAAUUUUAUAUCUAGUAUAUUGGGCACACCUGGAAGACCGAAACCUAUUGCUAUUUCAAAUCCACAUGAUUUUAGACAAGUGUCCGCCAUUAUCGACGUCGACAUUCUGCCAGAAACUUGUCGACGGGUACGUCUUUUAAAACAUGGUUCGGACAAACCUCUAGGAUUUUAUAUCAAGGACGGCGAAAGUUACCGCGUACUGCCACCGUCUGCUGGUGGAGGAAUCGAAAGAGUUCCAGGAGUAUUCAUCAGUAGAUUGGUGCCAGGUGGUCUAGCAGAGAGCACAGGACUUUUAGCUGUAAACGAUGAAGUCCUGGAAGUAAACGGUAUAGAAGUUGCAGGCAAAACGCUUGACCAAGUAACGGAUAUGAUGAUAGCAAAUUCAUCUAAUCUCAUCAUAACUGUCAAACCAGCAAACCAGAGGACAGCGUUAUCCGUAUCUCGUCACGGUUCAUUCUCGCGCAACAGCCAAUUGUCAACAAGAAGUCACCAGUCUACACAAAGCGCCGACAGUGAUGAGGAGACGGAUGAAAUUGUUGAUCUCACGGGCUUGACGGUGUAGGACGCUCCGACAUCAUCCACGUGGAGCACCGUCACCAUUAUCGUUACAGCAUCAUGUUUAUCGAAUUGUACAUCAAAUAGUUAUUAUUCUGCUUCAUGUAUGUUCUUAUACGCAUAUAUACUUUAAUAUAUAUUAUAUUACUUAUAUUAUUUAUUAUUUUAUAUUUAUGCGUAUUUCUAUACGCGUUAUACAUUUAUGUUGUAUGUAUUUUUAUUAAAAUUACUUUACGUUUAUUGUA